Anopheles arabiensis is the source of this 1301-nucleotide messenger RNA. RefSeq lists its product as uncharacterized. The transcript has a single exon. Lineage: Eukaryota; Metazoa; Arthropoda; Insecta; Diptera; Culicidae. The record is from RefSeq and is a predicted model, not a curated record. The coding region runs from base 135 to 1172 and encodes 345 amino acids.
AGCCACAGUUCACCACUACUCUUUGCACGCGUCUGUUGCUCUUCAAUUUUCAAUCAACAAUUGAAUCUGUGACCAUCAACCUUUGAAAACAAAGCAAAGCGUGUCGCUUCGUGAACGGUGAAAUUACAGUGAUAAUGGAUAUCGUGCAUCCGUUCGGUGUUCCCCGCGUGGGAGGCCAGUCGUCCAGCAGCCAGCCCUAUUACCCCGGGGCUCCCCUUUUUCCCGCACACACCUACAACGCCAAUAGGAGCAGUACGAACGGCGGCACGGCCGGCAGCAUCUUCGGAGGAGGCAUAUCAUCCGGCCAAACCACCCACAACACCAUGGCAAACGAAAUGAUGGACACCGUCCCCGUCCUCAUAGGCACACCCAACACCACCACCUCCUCCUCCCUUGCCGCCAACAACCAACUCCAACUGAAACCGGUUCUCGGUAAGCUGAAUAGAAAAGCGGCCAAGGGAGGAGGAAGUCAGUGGUGCAAGCUGGCCCAUCGGGCGCAACCAAUGAGCGCAUUCGACGCGCUGUGCAAUCUUUGCGGCGCGAACAGCUCGGAAUUCACCGUCCGCACCAACGGGCACGAGACGAUGGUGCAAACCAUCUUCAACGCGAUGCAGUACCAAGCGGUGGCACCGAACGAAUUCCUCGCCAAGGAAAAGGUGUCCGAGGAGGUGCUGCGUGACAUUUACUUGCCGCGGCUGGCAGCCCCCCAGGAACAAUCGGAGACGGGUGCGACGAUGGAUACGUCCACGCAAAAUAGUAUGGAGGCAGAGGAGGACCCGGCGGACGCUAACACAACACUGCUGUUGGCGCAGAACCUGGUCUCGUUUGCGCUGUACAAACUGUUUGCCAAAUGGAACGUGCAGCCAAAGCCGACAAAGGUGAAGGAACAACCAUCGAAAAAUGGUGUGAUCAGGUGCCGGGAGCAACUGCCGGUCAAUCCAACCAGCCACCAUCCGGCGACGCUACUGUCGAUCAUGGUAACACCCGUAUCGUUUGAGGAUGUCGGCGAAACCGUCGUGAGUCCGGUACGGACGAACUUUGUGGCCCGGGUGACGGUGGGCGAACAAUCGUUCACUGGCACGGGGCAAUCGAAAAAGGUGGCCCGUAAGAUGGCAGCAGCGGAAGCGUGCAAGGCACUGUUUGGCGUAAACUACGGCGUUCUUCAGGGUUAGAGGGUGACCAAUCAUUGAUGAAGCAUAAUGAACUGUUUUGCCGCAAAAAGUAUGCGCGCACUGUUAUUCGUUGAACAGCGAAGUAAAACAAAAGUGGAAUUGAAUUUGAAUAAAACUGAACUACGCCCA